Messenger RNA from Drosophila mauritiana, 3327 nucleotides. RefSeq names its product zwei Ig domain protein zig-8 (gene dpr12). NCBI's taxonomy places the organism in Eukaryota, Metazoa, Arthropoda, Insecta, Diptera, Drosophilidae. Gene Ontology annotation, cellular component: neuron projection membrane. Bases 1507 to 2487 code for a protein of 326 amino acids. The transcript is spliced from 10 exons. The record is from RefSeq and is a predicted model, not a curated record. Gene Ontology annotation, biological process: synapse organization.
CGAAAGCUGUGCAUGCUGCGGAAGCGACGGCAUCGCUCGUUGCCCCAUUAGCAACAACAACACAUCGAGCAUUGACACACCAUUCAACACAGCAACACAGCAACAACAAGGCCGCACUGCGUGCGGGACUGAGGCUGAGGUUGGAUUUGAAGUUGGGGGUUUCCGGCGGCAAAAGUGCGUUUGAAAUUUCCAAAGUUGUCCCAAUUAAAGGGAGCAGCGCGACUAACAAGUUCAAGUUGGGUGUUUCUCCGUGCGAGCGACGCGUUAUCCCUGCGAACUCCUUUGUGCUCGCGGAAACUGGUGCGUGGCGGGCGUAAAAUUCGCCAGUGACUCCGCGUUAGGUCAACUGCUCCUGUGAACUACUGCGAGUGCGAAGGCAGGUUGCAGCCAACGGUGGCAAAAAGUAAAAGCGGAAACGUAAACCGAAACCGAAACGCCAGAGCCGCCAGAGGUAUUGAGAAUCCGGGAAAUCGAGAACAGGCAUCGGUAGUGACAACUGUGAGAUGUGCGGCUGCAUUGUCGUUUUGCCACCACUUUGACCCAAAUCGCAUUGCAUUCGCGUUGUGCCGGAGUGCGGGCUCUGCGGACGCCUAAUGGCUUAGUGCAUGAUCGAUAAGCAGCAAUCGAAGCUCGCGAGUGCCCCACAGCUAGACAUACGAAUUGAAGAUCCACCAGCAACUGGAAUCCUCCAAAGCAUCCGUUCCGGGCUCAGCCGCACCUGGUAGCGAUAGUAGUGAGGACGCAUUCCCUGGCUGCUAACAACGGACGGAGGAAGGACCCUCGGAGGACAUCACGUUGAAAACGAUUCAUCAUCGGCACUACGCUUCCGACAUUGUUCUUCGCAGGAGGCGGCAGGAGGCAGAACAUCCACUAGAGCAAAUUGAAUGUAAUUUCAUAAAAAGGCGAGUGUUAAUUUUUUGCCAGCCACACAAUACAAGAUAGAUACAGCCAGUGUUACACGGACCCCGACGUGGCUUAAUGUGCUAACACGCAGUGACAUGAAAAAUGAUGAAGACCGUGCUGCUUUUUUCCGCACCGACUCAAUAGAGAGGGAAGCCCGAAGAAAGGAGCUGCAAAUUUGUGAGGAGUGCGAGCGGCGGGAAAGCGCAUUGUGACUCGCAGGACAACAACGCAUUGACAGCCGACGGAGACACGGAGCUGGCAAAAAAGGCUGAGCUGCACAUCGCCAUCGGACCAGCAUCAUUUAUCAGCGACGCAUCGCAUCCCAUCGCAUCAACUAGCAGCAGCAGCAGUAGCAGCAGCAGGAGCGACCCGGCGAGGCAUAUGUGCGCCGGAGAUGCCGGCAUUGUGUGGUUGCCGUAGCUGAAAGGAUUCAGCGCGUUCAUUCAAAAACCCAUUAACCCUAAUAAGCAGCCACAAAAGCCAGUCAGACAAUACGAUCCGCCCGCCCAUCGAUGUGCCAGGACAAAGGGCGCGGACAGUAGGCCGUCAUCGGAGGAGAGGAACAACAGGGAAAUCACGGGCCUGGCGAGCAAGGGAGCAAGGAUGCCAAUGGUGCCGCCACGGCUGCUGCUGCGUCUGCGGCGGCCCCUGCACCUGAUGGAACUGCGCAUCCUGCUGCUCUGCCUGCCGACGCUGCUCCUGGCCACCACCCUCGAGCCAGAUCAAAAGUCAAUACUCACAGAUAACGAUUGGAAGAAGCUAUGGAUGCGCGGCGGUAUAAAUGGCGACUCAAAAUUGGAUAAUAAUCUCGAUUCGAGCGACAGUCCAAUGUUUGAAGACAGUGAGCUGAUGGCGCACAACACCACAGUCCAGCUGGGCGGCACCGCCUUCCUGGUCUGCAAGGUCUCCGGUGUGGACAGAGUGGGUGUAAAUUGGAACCAAAUAUCUUGGAUCCGCCGCCGGGACUGGCACAUCCUGUCGUCGGGGGCCCAGCUCUACACCAACGACGAGCGAUUCGCCAUACUGCACACGCCCGGCUCCAACAUGUGGACGCUGCAGAUAAAGUUUGUGCAGCGCCGGGAUCACGGCAUGUACGAGUGCCAGGUCUCGACACCGACUGGCAUCAUUUCCCACUUUGUGAAUCUUCAAGUGGUUGUUCCAGAGGCAUUCAUCCUGGGCUCCGGCGAGCUGCAUGUCGACAUGGGCUCAACAAUCAAUUUAGUUUGCAUUAUUGAAAAGAGUCCUACACCACCGCAGUACGUGUACUGGCAAAAGAACGAUCGCCUGAUCAACUACGUCGACUCCCGGCGCGACAUAACCAUUGAGACGACCCCGGGACCCCGCACUCAGAGCCGUCUGAUCAUCCGGGAACCGCAGGUCACGGACUCCGGCAACUACACCUGCUCGGCCAGCAACACGGAGCCGGCGAGCAUCUACGUCUUCGUUUCGAAAGGCGACAAUAUGGCGGCAAUCUCGCGGCGGAAGACCUCCUCGGCCGAUCGCCUGACGCACAUAUUUAGGUCGAUGCUGGCGCCCUGUCUCCUGCUGAACACGGUUGUUGUGAGACAUAUCUUCCUGACCUAAGCGGACCCACCUGCUGGCUGGCGAGGCGAACGGAAGGACGGAAGGACGGCGGCGAGGAAAUCCUAUUUAAGCUAUUUCAGUGUUAGAACUACGGCAGCCGAAACAGAGUUAAUAACUGAAUAACCCCAGUCUAGGAUAAUUGCUAAGCUAAGCUCAGUAAGAGAUGCGCACUCAAGUGUAAAAAUCAUGUUAAACCAAUCGUCGCUGUGUACUCGACAGUUAGUUACCCAUGCAUCCACGCCGGCUUGGAUGAAAAUUGGUUAUGUUAAUAACCUUCUUCCCAUUGAUUUUGUACAGUAUGUUUAAGGACUUCAGAGUAUGUGAGUUUCUUUUUGCGAGUUGCCGCUCGGUUAGAUUUCCACGAACUCCUCGUUUACCGCCAUCGAUGUUAUGUUAUGUAUAUGUGUAGUGCAAUUUCACCGAGUGAUUUCGGUGAGCAGCUGAAAGCUUAAACUUAUUUUACUUACAUGCCUUUGUUCGGCCAAGAUCAAUGCUUUGCGACCCAAAAAUGUUUACUGCGAGCGGAAAUUGCAUAAGUAGCCAAUUUAAGUCCAUUUAAUGAGGUACAUAUAUACACAAAUAUGAACAAAAGGGCAUUAAAGCGAUAUUAUAACUGUUACUAAUGGCUAAUUGAAAACUAAACAAAAAGCAGCGGGCACGUCCAGCCCAAAAGCCAAAAGGGGGCAUCAUCCAGAACGUUAACGAGCAUAAAAACGAGAGCAUCAACCCUUAUUAAUUAAUUAUGUUAUUAAGUUUGUAUAUACAUUUUAUUGCAAAUGGCACACCACUCACACGCACUCACAAGGGCUGGAAAAUUUAUUCAAAUUGUGUAAAUAAAAA